Molecule: messenger RNA, 2447 nt
Organism: Lynx canadensis (Canada lynx)
Lineage: Eukaryota; Metazoa; Chordata; Mammalia; Carnivora; Felidae
Product: polyunsaturated fatty acid lipoxygenase ALOX12
Exons: 12
Coding region: 93-1889 (598 amino acids)
Biological process (GO): lipid oxidation; linoleic acid metabolic process
Cellular component (GO): cytosol; sarcolemma
Molecular function (GO): iron ion binding; arachidonate 12(S)-lipoxygenase activity; linoleate 13S-lipoxygenase activity
Source: RefSeq, a predicted model, not a curated record
CCGCGACGGGCCGGAGGCGCCCCGACAGCCGCCGGCGGCCCCGGGCGAUCCCGACGCGCAGGCCCCGGAGCCCGAGCUGCGGCGGGACCGCCAUGGGCCGCUACCGCAUCGGCGUGGCCACCGGCGCCUGGCUCUUCUCCGGGUCGCACAACCGCGUGCAGCUGUGGCUGGUCGGGGCGCGCGGGGAGGCACGGCUGGAGCUGCGGCUGCGGCCGGCGCGGGGCCAGGAGGAGGAGUUCGAGCGCGACGUCCCCAAGGACCUGGGGCCCCUGCAGUUCGUGAAGCUGCGCAAACACCACUCGCUGGUGGACGACGCUUGGUUCUGCGACUGCAUCACCGUGCGCGGCCCCGGAGCCUGCGAGGAGGCCACCUUCUUCCCCUGCUACCGCUGGCUGCAAGGCCAGGACGUGCUGAGCCUGCCCGAGGGCACCGCGCGCCUGGCAGGAGACAAUGCCUUGGACGUGUUCCAGAAGCAUCGGGAGAAAGAGCUGAAGGAGAGACGAAGACUGUACUGCUGGGCCACCUGGAAGGAAGGGUUACCCCGGACGAUAGCGGCAGAACGCCAGGACGAUCUGCCUCCAAACUCGAGGUUCCAUGAGGAAAAGAGGCUGGACUUCGAGUGGGCACUGAAGGCAGGGGCUCUGGAGACGGUCCUCAAGCGCGUUUACACCCUCCUGAGCUCCUGGAGCCGCCUGGAGGAUUUUGACCAGAUCUUCUGGGGCCAGAAGAGCGACCUGGCUGAGAGGGUUCACCACUGCUGGCGGGACGAUGAACUUUUCGGCUACCAGUUCCUCAACGGCGCCAACCCCAUGGUGCUGAGACGCUCCGCCUCCCUGCCCUCCCGGCUGGUGCUGCCCUCGGGGACCGAGGCGCUAGGGGCCCAGCUGGAGAGAGAACUCCAGAGCGGUUCCCUGUUUGAGGCUGACUUCAGCCUGCUGGACGGAAUCCCGGCCAACGUGAUCCGAGGAGAGAAGCAGUACCUGGCCGCCCCCCUCGUCAUGCUCCAGAUGCGGCCCGAGGGGAAGCUGCUGCCCGUGGUCAUCCAGAUCCAGCCCCCCAGCCCCAGCUGCCCCGCGCCCCCGCUGUUCCUGCCCUCGGAUCCCCCGCUCGCCUGGCUCCUGGCAAAGAUCUGGGUCCGCAAUUCCGAUUUCCAACUGCACCAGCUCCAGUAUCAUCUGCUCAACACUCACCUGGUGGCCGAGGUCAUCGCCGUGGCCACCAUGAGGUGCCUCCCAGGGCUGCACCCCGUCUUCAAGCUCUUGAUCCCGCACAUCCGCUAUACCUUGGAAAUCAACACCCGGGCCAGAUCCCAGCUCAUCUCGGAAGGAGGAAUAUUUGAUAAGGCGGUGAGCACUGGCGGAGGGGGCCACGUGCACUUGCUCCGUCGGGCCAUGGCCCAGCUGACCUACAGCUCCCUCUGUCCUCCUGACGACCUGGCUGCGCGGGGCCUGCUGGGAAUCCCAAGUGCCCUCUACGCCCACGACGCCCUACGGCUCUGGGAGAUCAUUGCCCGGUACGUGCAGGGCAUCGUCCGCCUUUUCUACCACAGGGACGACGUCGUGAGAGGGGACCCUGAGCUGCAGGCCUGGUGCCGGGAGAUCACCGAGGUGGGGCUGUGCCAGGCCCAGGACCGAGCCACGCAUGAAGCUUCGGAAUCCCGUUCCGAACUGAAGAUAAUUCCAGAUACCCAGGGACUGUCCUCCGCAGAGACCCUGGCCAUCAAUCUUUACUGCCAUCCCCUAGCCCGAGUCACAGAUGCCCCUAAUCCGCCACAGCACGGGGGCCCGAUAAGACCAGGACCACAGCCAGGGUGGGACGUGCCCGGGUCCCGCUGGGGCUCCCGUGCUCUCCUCGUGGUUAUUUUCCUACAUGCGAUACAAACGGGGUGAGUUUUUCACCGAGGCCCGGGGUCCGGCACUCAGCUUCCCCGCCUUCUCCUCCUGCUUCUGUGCACACGCUCUGGGCGUACUGCACACGCCCACGGUGCACGGUCACAUCUGGGGCACACUCAGCACCGUCCGCGCCUUGGCACAGACCUGAACUCCAUGCACUGCCCCUCGGGGUCCCGGUUCCGAGGCCAAUCGGGCCUCCCUUCCCCUCGGCCGAGAUCUAGCCUCCGCCGUUGGCACCCCCACCUGCGCUUUAACCUCUGGGGAAGACACAGCUUUUCUCAGCCUUUGGCGGGUCCAUCCUCCCUCUCCAGCACACACGGGCCAGCAGGGACCGCUUGAAAUCAUCCUUCGGGCAUCCUGCGUCCGGGGAGCCGCUCUGGCCAGGCCCUGGGGGUACAGUGGGCGAUAAACCAAUGCCUACACUCCCCCUUCCGGGGCAAACUUUCCCUGGUACACCUCAGUCCCAGAAAACCCUUCUUCCUCUCCCUAACCAUCUCCUCCCAACCACCAUCUACAUCUGGAAGAUAAAAAUAAACACUCAUAUGGCAGCUUUAA